CCUUUGCUUUCCUAUUCUUUAAUUAGCCGCGGCCUUCCUGCCUUUGUCACGUACUACUAGUGCUAGUCAUCACUGUAUUAGAUUUAGGAAUCUCUUCUCUAUAGUUAUUAGUAUUACUCCUACCACGGAGUGGUCAUUAGCUUAGCUAGUGUUAGCGAGCUCCACUGCCAGAUCAAGAAGAAGCUAGAGAGAGAGCAGAGGAGCAAGCAGAUCAAGAAGAAGAAGACGAGGAAGAUGCACGCCAAGACGGACUCGGAGGUGACGAGCCUGGCGCCAUCGUCGCCGCCGCGGUCCCCGACGUCGCGCGGCGGGCGGCCGGUGUACUACGUGCAGAGCCCGUCGAGGGACUCGCAUGACGGGGAGAAGACGGCGACGUCGGUGCACUCGACGCCGGCGCUGAGCCCCAUGGGGUCGCCGCGGCACUCGGUGGGCAGGGACUCCUCGUCCAGCCGCUUCUCCGGCCACCCCAAGCGCAAGGGCGACAAGUCCAGCUCCGGCCGCAAGGGCGCCCCGGCGGGGAAGGGGUGGCAGGAGAUCGGCGUGAUCGAGGAGGAGGGCCUCCUCGACGACGAGGACGAGCGCAGGGGCAUCCCCAAGCGCUGCAAGUACUUCCUCAUCUUCGUCCUCGGCUUCGUCGUCCUCUUCUCCUUCUUCGCCCUCGUCCUCUGGGGCGCCAGCCGCUCCCAGAAGCCACAGAUAGUCAUCAAGAGCAUCACGUUCGACAACUUCAUAAUCCAGGCGGGGACGGACGCGUCGCUGGUGCCGACGGACAUGGCGACGACCAACUCGACGGUGAAGCUGACGUACCGGAACACGGGCACGUUCUUCGGGAUCCACGUGACGGCGGACCCGUUCACGCUGUCGUACAGCCAGCUGACGCUGGCGUCCGGCGAUCUCAACAAGUUCUACCAGGCCCGGAGCAGCCGGAGGACGGUGAGCGUGGGGGUGAUGGGGAACAAGGUGCCGCUGUACGGCGGAGGGCCGACGCUGACGGCGGGGAAGGGCAGCGGCAGCAUGGCUCCGGUGCCGAUGAUCCUGAGGACGACGGUGCACUCGAGGGCGUACGUGCUGGGGGCGCUGGUGAAGCCCAAGUUCACACGCGCCAUCGAGUGCAAGGUCCUCAUGAACCCCGCCAAGCUCAACAAGCCCAUCUCCCUCGACAAGUCCUGCAUUUACCUCUGAAUCCAUCAUAUUCAUUCAUUAUUAUCACCUGCUCCUCGGAUCACCUCCAUUCCUGCUGCUUCUUUCUUCCUUUCUCUCUACGAUCUGAUCUGUGCAUUCUUCCUUUUCUUUUUUCCUUUUUGCGGAUCCAACAACAGCCAUAAAUAUGUAUGUACUGUAUUUCCCAGUCAGAUUCGUUAUUAUACCAAACGAUCAAUUCGUUGCAGAUUGAUGAGAUCGAUCGAUCAGGUGGCAGAAAAUGAAAUACACAGAGCUGAGUAUGCUUAUCUUUCGAGA
Oryza sativa Japonica Group (Japanese rice) is the source of this 1458-nucleotide messenger RNA. RefSeq lists its product as uncharacterized. The record is from RefSeq and is a predicted model, not a curated record. Lineage: Eukaryota; Viridiplantae; Streptophyta; Magnoliopsida; Poales; Poaceae.